Molecule: messenger RNA, 2262 nt
Organism: Corylus avellana
Lineage: Eukaryota; Viridiplantae; Streptophyta; Magnoliopsida; Fagales; Betulaceae
Gene: GPDHC1
Product: 6-phosphogluconate dehydrogenase family protein
Biological process (GO): glycerol-3-phosphate catabolic process; carbohydrate metabolic process
Cellular component (GO): cytosol
Molecular function (GO): glycerol-3-phosphate dehydrogenase [NAD(P)+] activity; NAD binding
Source: RefSeq, a predicted model, not a curated record
AAUGCCUCUCUCUCUCUCCGAUCGAACACGGCAAAUGUGAACAGAGAGACAGCUAGCGAGCUGUGGUUUCACCCUUUUCACGCAUUUUUGGCUUUAUCUUGUAUGCGGUAUGUUUUGCUUUCCCUCCAACAAUGCCGGUCUGGACUGAUAGGAAUUCAACAAGUGAACGGCCGCCCAUUCAUUGAAUCCCAAGCUUUGUCGUUACCGACACGUCUGAAAGUUUGUAGUUUUGGUAGAUGAACAAACUCGGACGGAGAAAACAAAGCUGUAUUUGAAUUUGUAUGUGCGUUUCGCUUUUAUUAUGGGCUGUCUAGAAAGUCUUGAGGGAAUAAACAGACUGGUCCUUUUCUUGGGUUGUUCUGUUUCUGCUGAAUUUGGGGUAGAAGAAAAAAUCUUGAUUGGUAAGCCUGAAUAUCUUAGUGGGAAUGUUUUGGUGAAAGAAAUCUACCAAUAAGUUUGUUUCUUUCGAUGCAUAUGGUAACUUGAGAAGUGGGAUUUGCCGUUUAUUGGGUUGUCCUUAUAAUUCUGGUAUAGUACUUGAGAAAGUUCUAUCAUCAUUCAUCAAUCGGAGCUAGGAGCUUCAAAUCAAAGAAAACUCAGAAAAGGGACACUUGAUUGACAUAAAUAAAGAUUCGGGUCUUCUAUGCUGGUGUUCAUUUACUGAUUUCUUGGUGUAUAUUCAUUUUACUGUGAAGAAGAUGGUGGGAAGCAUUGAGAGAGUGGGUGGUAAUUUAUACUCAAACGGGUCUAUUCAGCACGGUAAUGGGUUGGAAGAGAAGCUUGAUGAGUUUCGCCGCCUUCUUGGCAAGGCGGAUGGCGAUCCAUUAAGGAUUGUUGGUGUUGGGGCAGGUGCUUGGGGGAGUGUUUUUGCAGCAUUGCUUCAAGAUAAUUAUGGUCCAUACAGAGAGAAGGUACAAAUAAGGAUAUGGAGAAGGCCUGGAAGAGCUGUGGAUAGAGCCACUGCUGAACAUCUUUUUGAAGUGAUCAAUUCUAGGGAGGAUGUGUUGAGGAGGUUGAUCCGGCGCUGUGCAUAUUUGAAGUAUGUUGAGGCGAGGCUAGGUGAUCGGACUCUCUAUGCAGAUGAGAUUUUGAAAGAUGGAUUUUGCUUGAACAUGAUUGAUACACCACUUUGUCCUUUGAAGGUUGUGACUAAUCUGCAGGAGGCUGUUUGGGAUGCUGAUAUUGUGGUCAAUGGCUUGCCUUCCACUGAAACUCGUGAGGUGUUUGAAGAGAUUAGUAAUUAUUGGAAGGAGAGAAUCACGGUGCCUAUCAUCAUCUCUUUGGCAAAGGGAAUAGAGGCUGCGUUGGAUCCUGUUCCCCACAUAAUAACUCCCACGCAAAUGAUUAAACGGGCAAUUGGAAUACCUAUGGAGAAUAUACUUUAUCUUGGUGGGCCAAAUAUUGCGUCAGAAAUUUACAAUAAGGAAUAUGCUAAUGCUCGAAUUUGUGGAGCUGAGAAGUGGAGGAAACCUCUUGCAAAAUUUUUAAGGCAACCCCAUUUUACUGUCUGGGAUAACAGUGAUCUUAUCACACAUGAAGUCAUGGGUGGCCUGAAGAAUGUUUAUGCCAUUGGAGCUGGAAUGGUGGCGGCCCUUACCAAUGAGAGUGCUACCAGCAAAUCAGUAUAUUUUGCACAUUGUACGUCAGAGAUGAUAUUCAUUACCCAUUUGUUGGCUGAAGAGCCCGAGAAGCUUGCAGGGCCUUUGCUGGCUGACACUUACGUUACCUUGUUAAAAGGUCGUAAUGCAUGGUAUGGCCAGAUGUUAGCCAAGGGUGAACUAAACCUGGAUAUGGGUGAUAGCAUCAGUGGCAAAGGAAUGAUUCAGGGUGUCUCUGCAGUGGAGGCAUUUUAUGAACUUCUGAGCCAGUCUAGCCUAAAUGUACUGCAUCCUGAAGAAAACAAGCCUGUAGCUCCUGUAGAGCUUUGCCCCAUCUUAAAGACACUAUAUAAAAUACUGAUCACAAGGGAACAGUCAUCACAAGCUAUUCUACAAGCACUGAGGGAUGAGAACUUGAAUGAUCCCCGGGAGCGCAUUGAGAUUGCACAAACCCAUGCUUUCUACAAGCCUUUACUUCUUGGACAGCAUUGAUUUUUUUUUUCUUUUUUUUUUUUUUUUCUCAUAUGGAAAGAAAAUUAUGACAUAAAUCUAAAAAGCAUUAAGUUAUAUGAAUACAUGGUGAGCAGAAGCAUAUUGGUUAUUGUAAUACAUGGUGUACUGAUUCAAUUACCUUUAUAUAUUAAAGUAAGUGGAUUUAUCUUCA